CCAAGUGGCAGUGUGGGCAGCCCAGACAGUCUUGUUGCAAACGCGUUUGAGGCACGACGCGUUAACGCCUCGUCAAAGGUCGAAAUGUAGUUUGUUUGAUAACGCGAGGUUACUAGUCAAUGCUCUUUUCGGUUGAUCUUGAAUGUGAGUGAGUGAGUGCAGUGUAGCUAUUUAUCUAGAAUCUAACCAAAUGUAAUGCUAUGAAUUGUUUAUUUACUGGAUUAUAAAGAAACAAUAAGAUAUGGCCGACCUAAGCGAAGAUAAGCCAAACAAUAAUCAAAAUGGAAACAACACGACGAUGCUCAGUGAUAUUGACGAAGAUAUAAACAAAAUUAAUUCAUUGAAAUCAAAAAGCAAAGAAAUCGUAGCCCAUUAUGAAAAGACAAAUGGGACGCCAAAUUCACCUCCAGUUGAGAGGGUUAAGUUCCAAGGUCUAACUGAGAGCGACUUCGAUAGCGACAGUUCAGACGAAUCAGAAUCUUUUGUAGCAAAAUUGCCGCCGGUCCCUGACGGAGGAUGGGGAUGGGUGGUCGUGAUCUCAGCAUUCCUGGUAUCAGCCUGUGCUGAUGGCCUAAGUUUUUCCUAUGGGCUUCUUCAAGAAGAAUUCGCCAGAUACUUUGACACCACCCAGUCCCAAGUAUCCAUGAUCGGCAGCUUGUUCAUAGCCACGCCGCUAUUGGCUGGACCAAUCAUGAGCGCUUUAGUGGACAGAUAUGGAUGCAGGUGGAUGACGAUGAUAGCUGGGCUGUUAUCUACAAUAAGCUUUUUACUAGCUUCUGUAUGCAAUUCAAUUGAAAUGUUGUGCUUGACAUUCGGUUUCAUGAGCGGCUUAGCGAUGGGCAUACUGUACGUAACUGCAGUCGUGUCAGUCGCGUUUUGGUUUGAUAAGAAGAGGAAUUUGGCUGUGUCUUUAGCAUCAAGCGGUAUCGGUUUUGGCACAUUGAUUUAUUCGCCGAUGACGCAUUAUUUCCUACAAGUCUACGACUGGAGGAACACCGUUGUCCUACUCGCCGGCACGUUGCUGAACAUGUGCGUUUGCGGUGCUUUAAUGAGAACUCCUGAAUGGCUGGAAAUAAAGCAGAAGAGAGAACGUAGAUUGUCAAGAUCUAGACGCUCGUCGAGCGCGGGAUCUCUCUCAUCUCGGUCGCUCGGUGGAGAAUCACUUUUCUUGACCAACGAUGAACUGAAGUCGUUGCUAAAGAGCGGGAAAAGUCCCGAAUAUAUUUUAGAAACGUUGGCAACAUCGAUUGCUGAAGCUGAGCAAUUAGAAAACACAACACAGAUGAACGCCGAGGCAACGCUUAGGCAGCGUAUGCAUUCUGCCAUACAUUUGCCCACAUUUAUACAACAAAACGAAAGGGUUCCACCAGAGGUGAUAGAUAAAUUAAUGAAGAACAACAGGCUGUACAAUAUUAUUUUGCAAAACUACCCAGAUAUUUUGACUAGGCGACACUCAGAAAUUAAUCUGAACGUGGAAGCUCCGCCAGCAGAUGCGGUGACAGAGCCGGCCAAGUUGCCCGUGCAAGUGAAAAUUAAAAAGCCAAAGGAUAUGACAGAAUCCGAUGUGAACAAAUCUAGCGAGAAGAUUGUGGAACAUGAAGGCGAGCAUAAGAAAACAAAAGACGCCAGUAAGAGUACCGUCAAUGAUACGAAACAAACUCCAAGAGCGAAAGAACAUUCUCCGAAGAAGGAGGUCAGGGGGCAGUCCUCGAGCUGGCUCGUGAGACAGCUGUCCACUGACCACCACUACUUCAAAGACAUGCCGCUGUACCGCAACACGAUCAUGUAUCGCGGAACUAUGAUGAACAUCCCCCGGUACAGGCUGAAAGCGUCAUCUCUACCAGAUAUUUAUAAAAACUCUAUGUGGUCAAUAGAAUCAGAAUCAGAUGACGAGUGGAGAUGGUACCACCGACUGUUCGAGGUGCUCAAAAAGAGCUUUAACUUCGAGAUGUUCACGGAGUUCCACUUCUUCAUGUUCAACCUUUCGGAGCUGAUCCUCUCUGUGUGGUUCAUCGUGCCCUACUUCUUCCUCAAGUCCUACAUGACCUCCCAGAACAUGGAGGGCGGGGAGGUCAUGAUCAGUAUCAUCGGUAUUGCCAGCGCUAUCGGAAUCGUGGUGCUGGGCUGGUCAGGUGAUCAAAAGUGGUUGAACGUGACGAAGACCUUCUCAUUCUUCCUGAUCCUGUGCGGAGCAUCCGUGGCCGCGUAUCCCUUCUUCAUCCACAACUACUGGCUUCUGAGCAUCAACUCGGCAGUCUUCGGCUUUUCCUUCGCCAGCUCGUAUUCUUACUCGCCAGCGAUCCUGAUGAAGCUCAUACCGUUAGAACAUUUUACUGUGGCUUACGGACUGAUAUUGCUGGCUCAGGGUAUCGGGCAUCUAGUCGGACCGCCUUUAGGAGGGCUGCUGUACGACGUAACUGGAUCAUGGGAGCUGACGUUCUAUGUAGGGGGCCUGUGGGUGGCGGUGUCAGGCCUCUGCCUGGUGGUCAUCGCGUGCACGAACAACCGUCGCUUCUGCGGACGCAAGCCGCUGCUCAACGAUGCCCAGGCAACCACUGAAGUUUAAAAGAAUUUGGAUCUAAUUGCUUGUGGGUGACGGCUGAAAAUAGCCUCCACAGAGACCCGUUGACGUGGGAUAAUCCACGUGGUUUUGGGUGAAUGGCAGUAGGCGCUACGUUAAGCGGCAGCUACUGACGUGCAGCGAAAAUGUUAAUCUUUUGGCUUGAAGUGGAAAAAGUACUACAAAGCAAAGAUGAAGACUUCUAUGUAGAUUUCUAGUUCAUGAUAUAAAUAUUAAUAUCUGCAGAUGGAUAUAUACGAGGCUUACGGUCUAGGGGGCACUUGCCAUAAGUGACAUAUUAUUUCACUGGUCGUCACUAUUUAUAGUCAAUGGCGCCAUACUUAUAUGGUCACAACGACUACGUAAACUAUUAAUUGUACCUAUUUAUGUGGCACUUAUACCAAGCCAGCCUAUGUAAGGGCAAAAACGUAGAUGUAUGUUGCUGUCACGACAACAUUUAUGAACAUUUAUAUGCGGCACCCUCUACAAAUAUGUACAACCAUAACGAAACUAAAUUUUGCACAAAAACGUCCAAUGAAAAUAGGACUAAGAUAAAGCUAGUCGGAUGAUUGACGAAUUUAAAUGUAGAGACAUAUUCAAACCCGAAUAACAUAAAAUUUCAAGUUCAACUUGACUUAAAAGGGAUGACCCACUAGAACAAAAACUUCUCCUGAAACUGCUGAAUGUGUGAACCGGACAAUGUCAAUGUGCUACCAAAAAAACGAGAACCAAAGUGAUAAAAAUAUAAGAAAA
This is a messenger RNA of Ostrinia nubilalis (European corn borer), 3313 nucleotides long. Its product is annotated as monocarboxylate transporter 14-like. Gene Ontology annotation, biological process: transmembrane transport. Gene Ontology annotation, cellular component: membrane. The transcript is spliced from 6 exons. Gene Ontology annotation, molecular function: monocarboxylic acid transmembrane transporter activity. The record is from RefSeq and is a predicted model, not a curated record. NCBI's taxonomy places the organism in Eukaryota, Metazoa, Arthropoda, Insecta, Lepidoptera, Crambidae. The coding region runs from base 242 to 2566 and encodes 774 amino acids.